Molecule: messenger RNA, 651 nt
Organism: Trametes versicolor FP-101664 SS1
Lineage: Eukaryota; Fungi; Basidiomycota; Agaricomycetes; Polyporales; Polyporaceae
Exons: 3
Coding region: 1-651 (216 amino acids)
Molecular function (GO): RNA binding
Source: RefSeq, a predicted model, not a curated record
AUGCUACGACAUCUCGUACGACACAUCAAUCAAUACAGCAAGAUGUUCGUUGGUGGUCUUAGCUGGGACACCACAGACGCAGAGGGUUUGCGAAAGUACUUCUCGGAGUUCGGAGAGGUCGAGGACUGCACGAUUCUGCGUGACCAGGACGGCCGCUCGCGCGGGUUCGCGUUCCUCACGUUCAAAGAGCCCGCGUCGGUGAACGCGGUGAUGUGCCGCGAGCAUGUUCUGGAUGGCAAGACUAUCGACCCGAAACGGGCAAUCCCUCGCGAGGAGCAUCUCCGAAACACCCGCUACUUCGUGGGAGGCCUCUCACAUUCGACGACGUCCGAGUCUAUGCGGACCUUCUUCUCUCAGUACGGAAAGGUCGUUGACUGCACCGUCAUGGUUGACCGGGAGACCGGUCGCUCGAAGGGGUUCGGCUUCGUCACGUUCGAAGACGCGAGCAAUACCGAGCAGCUGGUAGGGCAGCCCAACCUAUUCUUGGACGAGAAGCAGGUACGUACCGCCCCUGAGAUGCCGUGUUCCUCGCACUCACGACUGCCCAGAUCGAAGUCAAAGUCGCCCAGCCUCGCAGCCAGCGAGACGCCGCUCGCAGCACGGGUCGCGGAAGCCGCGAGGGCAACCACUCCGGCGGCGACGUGCCCGUAG